Molecule: messenger RNA, 5868 nt
Organism: Cricetulus griseus (Chinese hamster)
Lineage: Eukaryota; Metazoa; Chordata; Mammalia; Rodentia; Cricetidae
Source: RefSeq, a predicted model, not a curated record
GCAUCGCAAACGGAAGGUGGUAGUCGCUGCCGGAGCUUGUUUGAAACUGGUGGUCGGGCCGGGCGGAGUGGGUGUGUAGCGGAGGACCCGCCGGAGGGCUAGGCCGUUCCUGAGCGCCCCGGUCCCGCCGCCUCUCGGACCCGCUGACCCCAGCCGGGCUCCCCGCCCGUCCCGUGCCCCAGCCCGCCGCCUCUCCGGCCGGCUCUGCGGCCCAGCCGCCACCAUGUCCCUGCACGGCAAACGGAAGGAGAUCUACAAAUAUGAAGCGCCCUGGACUGUCUACGCCAUGAACUGGAGCGUGCGGCCCGACAAGCGCUUUCGCCUGGCGCUGGGCAGCUUCGUGGAGGAGUACAACAACAAGGUUCAGCUUGUUGGUUUAGAUGAAGAGAGUUCAGAGUUUAUUUGCCGAAACACCUUUGACCACCCAUACCCCACCACAAAGCUCAUGUGGAUUCCUGACACAAAAGGCGUCUAUCCAGACCUUCUGGCGACAAGUGGUGACUAUCUCCGUGUGUGGAGGGUUGGUGAAACAGAGACCAGGCUGGAGUGCUUGCUGAACAAUAACAAGAACUCAGACUUCUGUGCUCCCCUCACCUCCUUUGACUGGAACGAGGUGGAUCCUUAUCUUUUAGGUACCUCAAGCAUUGACACAACCUGCACCAUCUGGGGACUAGAGACCGGGCAGGUGCUGGGACGAGUGAAUCUCGUGUCUGGCCAUGUGAAGACCCAGCUAAUUGCCCAUGACAAAGAGGUCUAUGAUAUUGCGUUCAGCCGAGCUGGAGGUGGCAGGGACAUGUUCGCCUCUGUGGGUGCGGAUGGCUCUGUGAGGAUGUUUGACCUCCGUCAUCUGGAGCACAGCACCAUCAUUUACGAAGACCCUCAGCAUCACCCACUGCUUCGCCUCUGCUGGAACAAGCAGGACCCUAACUACCUUGCCACGAUGGCCAUGGAUGGAAUGGAGGUGGUGAUCCUGGAUGUUCGAGUUCCCUGCACACCUGUCGCCAGGCUAAACAACCACCGAGCAUGUGUCAAUGGCAUCGCUUGGGCCCCACAUUCAUCCUGCCACAUCUGCACUGCAGCGGAUGACCAUCAGGCUCUCAUCUGGGACAUCCAACAGAUGCCUCGGGCCAUCGAGGACCCUAUCCUGGCCUACACAGCUGAAGGAGAGAUCAACAAUGUGCAGUGGGCCUCAACUCAGCCUGACUGGAUUGCCAUCUGCUAUAACAACUGCCUGGAGAUACUCCGUGUGUAGUCUUGGCGGCACCUCACCUACCAGGCCAGGGCUUGUGUGUUUCAGCCUCUGCCCCUUUCCCUCCCCACGUAAGAAGAACAUGUUUCCAGUGGCCAGUAUGUCUAUUGUUGCUUUACACCCACUGUGUCCAGAAGCUGCUGUAGGAGUCCAGGCCGGUUGCCCCUCGCUAUCUGUGCAGGACUGUGCUGUGUGGUGCACCGCAAGCCCAGGGCUGGGUUUUGCAAUUUCUCUCCUUUCCUCUUCUUUGCUUCUUCAAUUAAACAUUUCUGUAUAUCUGUUUGUCAGCUGUUGUGUUCAUGAACAGUAUAAGCACUGGCUCUGUCUGUGUCCCUUGCCCCGUGUCUGUGUUUACUGCCUGAGGCAGUAGUCCGUGUCUUGUCCCCAUCCGUGUCCAUGCUAGCACUUAAGUGGGAACAAAUGCCAAUUUCAAAUUGUCUUUCCUCCUCCUGGUAUCAGUGUCUUAACAAACCUCAACUUUGUAUAUUUUUAUCUAUCAGGCUGAUUUUUUUAUGAAAAGAAUUUACUUUUCCUGGUUUCUUGGUUUCACAGUCCUCCCUCUUGGUACCUUCCUCUCCUCUCUCAGUGCCUGCAGUGGCACUGGACCCCGGGCCCCAAGAGCAGUUUGCCUUCCUGAGGCACUGCCUGCGUGGCACACCUGACCGGGAGUUCAGAACUGCGAGGUGCUCUAGAGGCUUCUGACUCACACCUUUCUCAGUCUGGGUCUCUUGAAGGCCUGGCAGGCCCAGGACAGACAUAGGAAACCUCCUGUUCCACCCUCAAGUUCCUCUCUCUGGCUUCACUAAUGAGGACCCUGUGGAGCAGACAUAAGCAGUUGACUAGGGGCCAGGCUGAGGGAGAACGCUUCAGGAAAGCUGUAUGUUGUGUUUCCAGUACCUGGUUUCAGAAUCUAUUUUUCCAUUUUAGAACUUGAAUGGUAGGCAAGAAAGAUCUCUAAGCUAAGCUUUGGCAUCUCUGUUGAGUUUCUUCUGCCUGGUGGGAUACUGGCCCAUCCCUGGAUGAGAGACUCCUGACCCUAAACAAGAUCUUGAGGUUGAGAUAGACGGACAAUUCUCAUAAAGGAUGGACUGAUCAGUUGUGGUGAUCCCAGGGCCAGCCAGCUAAGAUUGUCUACCCCUGGGCACUGGCCCUCACCUCAGUCUAGGUUCUGAGCAGUAUUGGACUUGGUAGCCUACAGUUGGCCAUGCUGACUUUCAGGCCUCAGGUGACUGUUUCCGUUACAUGAAUGGGUUCCAUGGAGGGGACUUGUAUGGUUCUGAUUUUAGAUGAGUCCCUGGCAGUGUAGGACAUGCUCUGGGGAGAGUUUGCCUGGCUCAUUUUCUGCUGAGCUACCUGAAGGUUUCUUAGAUUCUGUGACAUGAGGAGAGUAGUAGGCCUGAAAUCUGAUGGGUUUGCCCCUUAGCUGUCAUUGCUGGAGAAGUAAAUGUAAACUCAUUGUUUUGACACCUGGACUCUCUGGCUGAGUCUUGGCUCGCUUCCUACAGCUGGUGCAGCUGUAUGCCGAAAGUCAUAGAUUGCUCACUGCAAAGAGGUUCGUCCCAAAGGAAAGGCAUUUUCAGUCAGGGUUUUUCCCCCGAGGCCUUUGUGGUUUGUCAUUCUGAUUUCUGGUCUCUGGCUGGCCAUCUGCUUGAGAUUAAUGUUCUUGUGCUAGCAUGUCCCUUUCCCUACCCUAUAUCAUUUGCAGGUAGAGAGCACGAUUUGUGGUUACCUCUGCUUUUAGUGGUGUGUGCUAGCUAGCACAGGGUCUUUGAGGGUAGCAUGCAAAGCUGUAAGAGCCCCCAGUUUCUUCCUGUGCUGAGUCUGCAGUGGAAGUCAGAGUGGUAGUGGGGCUGGCUGGGAAGGGCCUCUGUGUUCUGGGUGGACUUUAACCAGGGCUAAAUGAUGAGAUUUGUCAACUGGAACUUGAAAACAAAGUUUUUAAAAAGUAAAUAGUAGUUGCUAGAAUAAACUUGUAUGAGGUGCUUUGGAAACCAACCACCUGUGAGGAUUUUUCCUUGCUCUGUGGAUGCUUGUCAUCGUUCUUUAGCCUGCUUUCCCUGCCCUCCAUUUGGUCCAGGUAAGACUCUUGCCGUCUCCAUCUUCAAAUACGCAUGCACCCACAGUUGCAGGACCACGUUUUGAAGUGCCAGCUUUCUCACCUUCCCUUUCGAGCAUGGAUUGGUGGCCCUGUGACUGAAGAAGAGAUUUCUGUAGCCUUGAGAUACAGAAAGUCACUUAGUCUGCCAUGCUACCAGAAGCACAGGGCUAUUACAGUUUGGAGAGCUGGUCUUUGUCUAAGUUUGCCAGGUCUUAGACUGACAGGGAGGUGGGUGGGGGCCUCCAGACCCGUUCUGCUCCAGGUUCUGGUAUAGCUUCGGUGCUGUUUGGACUUGGCUUUGGCAUGCUAAGCUGGAGGCUCUGGCUGUGCUUCCGUGUGGAAGUUGCAUGCUCAGUCAGAUUAGCAGAGAGCUGAGCUGCUGAAUGGGUCUGAGGCCUUCAUGGACUUGAGCUUUUCCACAUAGGAGAUUGGAUCGCUCUCCUGGCCUGCAAGGUUAGGGCUUGAAGAGUGAUGACACCUGACAACUGGGUGAUAAUUUUCUAUCAAAAUCAGAAUUGGGUACAAUUCUGGCUACAAUAACUGGCUGCAAUUCGGGAAGAACAGGAAAAAAAAAUCAGAAUCCUACAGUGUUUUAAUUGUUACAGUUGAAAUUUGAUAUUUUAGGGUGUAGGAGAAAAUCACUUCUACGGAUCAGAAGAAAUACUGGAAAACACAGGGCCUGAGGGGAGGAACAUUGAGAGUGUCUCUCUCAUAGCUAUGAAGUAAGCCUGUACCUCAGCCUAGGUUGGCCUUCCAGUGCCAUUAAUCAAACAUGUGUGUCACUGGGUGACUAGGAAUGGCUAGGAAUGGGGUGACAGCUGGGGCAGAGAGCACCUUCCUACAGCAAGGCUGCUAUAGGUGAUGUCUGGUGGUUAAAUCUAAGUAUUGGGUGUCCCAUGACAGUACAUGAUGAUACUGUUUUUGUUUUAUUUUGUUUGAGACGGGGUCUUGCACUGUAGGCCAGGCUGUCCUUGCACUUAGAAUCCUCUUACUUCAGUCUCCCUGGGUGCUGGGAUCACAGGCAUGUGCCACUAUCCCCAGCGUCCAUGGUUCUUCUUGUAGAUCCCCUCUUCCUUUAUCUUCCCUUUGCCUUUUCAUCUUUCAUUGUGUGUGUGUGGAGGGGGGUCAAAUGCAGACCCUCACACAUGCUAGGCAAGUGUUCCACAAUUGAAUUACACCCCUAGCACCUCCUCUGUCAUUUUCCUUUUCUUCUCCUAUUGCCUUUCCUCUGUAGAAUGUUCUCCCAGAUGUAUCCUGAGCCCUAGAUUCCUAGGCUGUAAGGACAUGUAAGGACUCUGGAGUUUACCAAGCAUGGGUGAACAGUCCAGAACUUCCCCUAGCUGCCCCAUUUUGAAAAUAUGGCAGUUCCUUCAAUUGCCUGGCUUAGGAUAAAGAGUACAGUUGCUGUAGAGGCCUCAAAGCGCAUGUUUCCUUUAGAGCCUGUGUCAGGAUGAGGAAGGUGGGGCAUGCUUGGCAUUUAGCUUGCAUUUUCUGAGAGGAGAGCUGACCUGAGCAAUGUCACUAUGAACCCUGAGCCAGGCUUUCUCAGAGUUGUCCUCUCUGCUCUCGUGAGGCCAUAGCUGAGUGUCCCACCCAGCUACAUCCUCUCUUCCUCCCAUACUGUCAUUGCUGCUAAUGGUCAGAUUGUCAAGCAUGUGGCAUUAUGGGAUAGACAAGCUUCUUGGGCUGCUGUCUGAAUGUUACUUUUUAAAUAUGGAAACAUGCAGGAUGUCUUCUCCAAGAGGCUUGAACUAAUGUGCCAGCCAGAAACAAUAAGCUAAGGGAAGUUUGAACUCCAGAAGAAAGAUGUUGACAGUCUGGAAAAUGUGUGAGCACCCACCUUUGGGACAACUCAGUGAAGCUGAAUUGUGCUAUCGACUAUUGAAAGAAAUGUUCUCACCUUGGGCUGAUUGUGCUGUACAAUGUGUUAGAAAACUGUUGACCUGAAGCUUUGAAUUGCUUUAGUAAAAUGAGUCACUUGCUUUGGUCCCGUGUGUUUUAUUACCCCUCUGUCAGUGACUUUCCCUGCCCCACCCUGAGUGUGAAUUAUAGCAUGAUUGUACAAACCUCUGUAGAAAAUGGAGAUUUCUUGUUCUACAAAAUGUUAAGCUCUAACUGAUCCAUUUCUGUGCCCUUUAGCCUAUGUGUAUGAACUUACUUUCUUAAAUAUUUAAACUUCCCUUCUGUUCUAAAGCUUUUGUGCCAUCCCUUGUUCAGGUGGAGAGGAAGCUGCCCCUUUGCAGAACUGUACUGUAACCAUUUCUCCUUUAUAAAUAUUAUUUUCACAUGGCUGAUUGUAUACAGGGCUUGUAAUAAUUUUAACACUGUGCUGUGAAAGAGCUUAGGAUUCUCCACCAGAGGCGACUUGAGAAGCACCCGAGAGUGGAGUGUUCUUUCUGUGACUUUACUUCUUCCUACGUACAUUAAGUCUAUUCGUUCUGUUUCAGCCUCCUGUAUAAGAAGUACCGUAUUUUCUGCCCAUCAUACUUUGUAAUAAAACUUGAACAUGUAUAGACUGAAA